AUGCAUUUGGAGCAUGCCGUUUUUGGCGACGGACGCACAGGGCGCUUAUUCUUUGGUGUGACUUGUGAGGGCGGAUGUGAGCAGCAAACCAUGGGAAUGGAGUGGAUGACUGAGAUGGUCCAGGUCCAGCUGAGAUGUCUCGGAAAGUGCCGCAAUUCGCCUUUCCAGCUGAAUCUAAGUUACAGCACACUCCAUAUUGUUGCGAGUACCUAUGCCCAUGGGCCAGUUCCUAGGGGCGGAAAGACGCGGGAAGUACUGCCUUUGCCAGUAGCAGCUGCAGUUUCCUUCCGACCCGCACCUUCGAUCGGUCUGGGCCGCUAA
This is a messenger RNA of Colletotrichum lupini, 321 nucleotides long. RefSeq lists its product as uncharacterized. Bases 1 to 321 code for a protein of 106 amino acids. The transcript is spliced from 6 exons. The record is from RefSeq and is a predicted model, not a curated record. NCBI's taxonomy places the organism in Eukaryota, Fungi, Ascomycota, Sordariomycetes, Glomerellales, Glomerellaceae.